Molecule: messenger RNA, 4609 nt
Organism: Epinephelus fuscoguttatus (brown-marbled grouper)
Lineage: Eukaryota; Metazoa; Chordata; Actinopteri; Perciformes; Serranidae
Gene: mpzl1l
Product: myelin protein zero-like 1 like
Exons: 6
Coding region: 54-851 (265 amino acids)
Cellular component (GO): membrane; focal adhesion; cell surface
Source: RefSeq, a predicted model, not a curated record
CGAUAGAGGGUGGGAAAAAAAAAAGCAGAGGAACCACUGCUGUUUACAACAUAAUGGAGCCAAAAUGGUCAAAUAUCGUCUGCAAGCGUGUGUUAUUGACUGGAUUUACGCUAUGUGUUGUAUUAGUCACAAAACCUUCGUCGGCAAUCGACAUACACGCUGACCCUGAGGUGAUGAUGCAGAACGGCACCACGGGAACUCUUCGAUGCACCUUCAAGUCCAGUGAAGUGGUUAGCAGCUCCACCUCGGUGACCUGGAGCUUCCAGUCGAGUCAGCCCGACAAUCAGUUCUCCAAAGCGCCAUACGUGAUUUUCUACUUCUCCAAUGGGAAAGGAUUCCCAGGACAAGAUGAGUUCAAAGACAGGGUGCAGUUUAUUGGAGACAUAAACAAGAGGGACGUCUCGAUACAGCUGAGUCCUGCUCAGUUCAGCGACAACGGGACCUUCUUCUGUGAUGUGAAGAACCCGCCUGACGUGACGGGAACACCAGCACGAACGGAGCUCAGGGUCGUUCUGAAAGAAUCUCUUCCUCAGAGCAACACCGCCAUGAUAGUUGGAGCAGUCUGUGGUGCUUUACUUUUGCUCGUCCUCAUCGCUGUAGCUGCCUGCAUUGUCAUGAGGGUGCUUCACAACCGCCAUGAAUAUGAAGGAUGUACGACCUUGGAAAGCAUGAGCUCUCAGGCUCCCAAACCACGAAAGAAGGUGGAGUCCAACCUGGAGGGCUCCAGGUCUACCAUUCCCUCGGGUCCACUACAGGGCCCGGUGAUAUAUGCCCAGUUGGAUCACUCAGGCAGCAAAAACUCAUUCCACAAGAUGGAGCCAGUGGUCUAUGCUGACAUUCGUAAAAACUGAAGAGGAACUGGGGACCAAAAGCAUAAAAAUAAAAACACAGUAAAGUAUCAGACCUCUCUAUCAGCUGCUCUUGGGAAGGGUGGGAAUAUAUCAACAGGGACAAAAAUCGGUGCAAAAUUUUAUUUUAUUUUUUUCUCAUCUUUUUGUCCUCUGAAAGCAUGAUGCUGUUAAUAUGAUAAAGUAAUGUCUCCAUGUGCUUUUGUUGUAUAGACAAAAAAACUGAAGCAAAGAAACACUUUAAUGGACACUACAUCACUCCAUCAGCCUUUAAAUUGUUCAAAAUACGAAUGCCUUCAUCAAUAUCAUUCCACAUGUUAAGAUGUUUAAUUUUGAUUUGUAGCUUUGUGCCUACGAAUGGUUCUGCAGGUUGUUGCACCAGCUGAACACAUGUUAAACUAUCACUACUAAAACUACGCACAUAUCGUACAUGAAUCAAAACUAAUCACAUUGCAUAAAUUGACAUGACGAACUUUUGGGGGAAAGUGAGGCAUUAAAAAUAUACAGUUUAUCCUGUUGCAUGUGAACGAGCUAACAUUAGACAACACUAGGGUUGUAGCGUGAUAGAAAAGCUGACGGUUAACAUAUCAUGUACAUUUGCUUAUUUAUGUCUCUGUCUAUCGAAGAAUCUCACCUUUUAUGUUAGUUAUUUUUAAAGGAUAGACUUCUUACACAUACUGACAUUAACAAAAUGGUUUCAAGUUUCAAUUAAAGUAAUAAAACUUGUGUUGAACCAACAAUAGCCCAUCAGUUUUUAUCCCUUUAAAGGUAAUUCUGAUUGAUGAUAAUAUAAAUUCUGUAAUACUGUGAUACCAUGAAAUUGCGGUAUUUUCCAAGACGGUUAUUAUACCAUUAAAAUAUCUCAUGAAGGACACACUACGGUCGUGGAAAGCCAGAAUUCCCCGCUCCUGUGAAUGCACCUAAAAAUCACACGGGCAUGUAAUAAUGACCACAAAACAUAAAGGGAGCUAUAACAAACAGUGUGUACCCUAAUUUAAAUAUGAAAGAAAAAUGUUCAUCAUCAGUCUGUUUGGAGAAUGGUUGAUCAGGAAUGAGUAAAGCUGGAUGGACAUUAUAUGAUUUAUUGAUCUUGUAUGCUCUGUGCUUACACUGUGCGGUUCAGUCAUGAUUCAACAUUUCAUGACUUGGAUGCUCACACUCCACACAGAAAGCCUAAUCGAUGUCCAAUCAUUUUUAUUUAAACAAGGUGGCUGCAUCCUCAAUAAUGUUAAUUUAAAAAGGGAAAGGCAGCGUUACUUUGUGUAAUUGUACUGAAGACAAAAAGACCAUGGACAAAAUGAAUGGCUGUAAGAUGGGAAGAAGUCUGCGUGACAGCUGCAUGUGUGUUUAUUCUGUUUAAACCUGAUUAGGGUACACUAAUAUUAUUAGUAUUGUACUGUUUGUAGAAUUAGAUUCCAGUGGCUAAGUAGGAUUGUGUCCAAAUUGUGAGAUUAAAUCAUUGGCAAGUCUAAAUAUAUCAGAAUAAAAGAUACGUGUAAUAUAUUUAUGCAGCCCUAUCCAAACAUGUAAAAUACUACUCCCAGUAAUAUUUAAAGCAGCUCACAACAAUAAAUAAUGGAUCGUUUGGCAUCAGACCACUGAGCUGCUCAAACUUUAAAUCAGUUAUUUUAUUCAUUAACAGUUUCUUUCUGGUAGAAAUCUGCCCUGAUUUUAAAAUUAGUCGCAGCACACCAAAGCCUCACAUCAAAGUCUGUUUACAGGUCUUCAAGAGCACUAAUGCAUAAUGGCUAAAGGCUGCAGGCCACAUUACCGCUACUAGCCUAACGCACCUGAAUUCAGGAACAGUCAGUUAGUGGCGGAGUGGAAUUAUGGGCAAUGUAGGUGCCAGGGUUUGAUGGGGAAGAAUAAUACGUGGAAUAAAAAUCUUAAUCUGUACAGUGUCUUUCUAGCGUUGCACUUGCUUCACAUUUUACGUUGUGUCUUAGCUCUAUGUUAUAACUCACUGUUAUGCUGAAGCCUAUUUCUGUAAAAUUAAAGCUUUACUCUUUCAUGACACUCCAUAUAAAGCUGGUGCAACAGGCUGCUGAAGCCACAGUUCAUCUCCAUUGUUGGGCAGUUCCAUAGUGAUCUUGUUUUGUCGGGGCAAAUAAUGUAGAGUUAGCUUUUACAUUUGCCUUCAGUAACUUUGCAUGCAGUUAAUAACGACACCUACAGACUAAAUCUGGUACUUCUCAGAUAGUUGUGACGCAGAAGAAGACGUCUGACAUUGUAUUACUGUGAAUGCUUCAGUUUUCUGUAGAGUCCUGGCAUGUUCUUGUGGUACCUUUUAAAGACACUGCCUCCCGUUUGAUUUUCACCUCAGUGGAACACGCUCUUUAAGCACUUCGUGUUUCCACGGUUGCUCUGAGCGUCUGUAUUUUUUUUUGGUUUGUUUAUUCAAAGUGCAUGUAAACAAACAGGCAGUGCACCCCAGGUAGAGGUUUUGUGUUCUGCCUUUUUAAGGGUGUGAUUCAAAAGAAUAAAAAAGAAGUUUAAAGUGAUAAUUACCUGGGCUUUAUUUCAGCUUAGUUUUGAGUAAUUCUGAAAUGAAAACAAAAUGUUGAACUGUUAAACUGAGGUGAAAUAUCUCCUUCUAUGAAAACUGGGAGCUCUCAUUUGUUGGACAAAACGAAUGCUAAAUACACUGUUUGCAUGCAAUUUACUAACAUAACAACCAUUAUUAUGAAAAUAUCCAUCCUGUUUUCCAUCUAUGUAUUGUGUAAAGUUCUUUUUUUUAAACUAAUGGGCCAAAUAUCUAAUAUCAUUAAGUAAUAUUUCUGUUUUCAGAUGCUUUUAAGCUUUAAAAUGCAUUCCAAAUUUGUAUGAUUUUUAUUUUGUUUGAAGCAUUUAAAAGCCAAAUUUAUGUUAUGAUUCUGUUCGUAAACGGUGUGGUUACCUAUGAGAAUGAUAUUUGUGUUGCAACCAGUCUAAAUGCCUUCAGCUUCAGCUUGUGAUUCAGAAUGCAGUAAAUUUCCAUGUUGACCAGUAUUUGUAUAUAUUUCCUGCUCAUGUAAGAUAUAGUGCUGUUUACUGUAACUCAUUCCAGUGUGGUGUGGCUGUGGAUGUCUUUCCAGAGAAGGAAAGCAGUUUGCUGUAGAGGUCUAGAAAGUUGGUGGCAUGCUUCAUGUUUUCUCGUCUUUCCUUUUAAAGUCUUAAUUAUUUGUCAGCGAACACACCAAUGUUUACAGUGCCUGCAGGAAGUGUUGAGCCUAUCGACUCAAAAUGGCUUGAAUGAAAUUUUCUUCAGUCAACAGUGUGCAAAAACAACCUCCACAAAAUGAAAGGAGCUGUCUGCGACAUUCAGAACACAUAUGAUUCUCAACAUGGAGGUCGCUGAGCCGGCGGCUAGCAGCUAACGGUGCUAACUCAAUAAACAGUGCUAACAACGGCAACAGUGCAGAAAGAGUUGUCAAGCUGUGGGGAGCCAGAGAGUGGGCGUUACACUUCAGUGAAGACACAGUCCUGUUGUCAGUGAUAACAGCUGUAUGAGUGCAGUGCAGAGUGCCGUCAAUUAGCUACCCAGGUGGACAUUCUCACAGGGACUCACAGGGACUCACAUGCACAUGCGGCCAGACUGUGUGACUUCAUUCUCUGGUCAGGACGCCAUUACAUCACCAUAUCUCGACACGGCAUAGCGUUUUUCAGCCAUAUUAAUGAUCUGAAUGUCAGAUGCAGCUCCUUCUGUCAUUUUUUGAGCUAUAAGGCUGUUUGUUUCAAUGCCACAUUCACAUUAAACCCAAAAGAUUGGUUAGUUUAAUACA